GGAUCAGGAUCUGGAUCUGGAUCAAGAUCUGAAUAUUCAUUUUCAAACAAACUACAAAGUACAUUUCAUAAUAUACUUAUUGAAUAUUUUAGAUGUUGAUUAGUGUCUAUUCUUUCUUUUAAUAUCAUCAUAUGUUUAAAGAAAAUCAAUUCUAUAUCGAAAUAUAAAACAACGAACAACUAACAACAACAAAAAGAAAAAAAAGAAAAAAAACAGAGAAAAAAAUGAAAAAAUUAUUUUACUUUAUCUUGAUAAUUUUCUUUUUACAUUUAUUUCUCAUUAAAAAAUCUAUAGAAAUUCAUUUGAAUAAUACAACACAAAGUUUAUUACCAUUAAAUACAGAUUAUAUAACUAUGAUGGAUUAUCCAAUACGUAUGUGUGGUAAUGAAUUUUUAAAAAAUCUUAAACGUGUUUGUUCUAUACGUGGAAUAUAUACACCAAUUAAUCGUUUAAAAAGAUCAUCGUCCUCCUCCUCCUCCUCCUCAUCAUCAUCAUCAUCAUCAUCCUCCUCAUCAUCAUCAUCAGAACAAUAUUCUAAUUUAGAAAGAAUUUUACAUCGACAAAAACGUUUUGAUGAUUUAUGUACAUUAUAUACAAUUUAUGAACCAGAUCAAGUUGUAACACAAUGUUGUUGUAUUGGUUGUAAUCGUAAAUAUUUAGAACAAUUUUGUAAUCCAAAUUAAAAAUAUUUUUUGUUUUUUUUUCCCAAGAAAAAGUUUGUCUAUUCUAUAAAUAAAAGAGAAAAACAGAGAGAAAACAAAGAGGAUAAAAAGAAAAAAAAUAAAUAAAAAUUAUUUUCAUCCAAA
Molecule: messenger RNA, 806 nt
Organism: Schistosoma haematobium
Lineage: Eukaryota; Metazoa; Platyhelminthes; Trematoda; Strigeidida; Schistosomatidae
Exons: 2
Coding region: 225-683 (152 amino acids)
Cellular component (GO): extracellular region
Molecular function (GO): hormone activity
Source: RefSeq, a predicted model, not a curated record